Messenger RNA from Rubroshorea leprosula, 2212 nucleotides. Lineage: Eukaryota; Viridiplantae; Streptophyta; Magnoliopsida; Malvales; Dipterocarpaceae. The record is from the annotation of a GenBank genome assembly.
CGACCAUUAACCCCCUGUCCCCCCUUUCUUUCCCCAUUUCUUCUCCUUCCUCUACGACAUAUCUGGUUUGUUUUCUUCAGCCCUGUUCUUGCCGGUGCCGCCAGAUUCUGGCUUUUUGCCAUCGAGCCCCCUGCCGUCGGAAUAUCCGGCCGAUUUCCUUGUAGAUCCGUGCGUUUUGGUGCAAGAUCCAUCACCUUUAAGCCUCCACGCGCCUCCAUCCUGCCUUUUGGGAAUCUUCUAAUAUGGAGUUUGUUAGAAAUGAGGUAGAUGCAUUAUACCAUGAAAUGGUAGUUGAUGCAAUGGGUGCACAGUCUAAAUACAAUGACGGGCCAAUGGUUGAGGAGCCAAAUAGUAAGGCAAGGGAAUUUUAUGAUCUCUUGCAUGCUGCAGAAGUCCAUAUAGGUGCUGGGGGACAGGAUGUUACAGUACUUUCAUGGAUGGCAGAAAUGCUAAACAUGAAAACUCUUUAUAAUAUAAGUGCUACUAAUUGGGAAAUGGCAUUGUCAUUGAAUCGAAAGUUGUUGAGUCUAGAAGACCAAGAAAAGGUGCCAAAGGAUUUCUAUAGUGCAAAAAAAAUGAUAAAUAUGCUUGGAGUUGGGUACAAGAAAAUUGAUAUUUGUGUCAAUGAUUGCUUCUUGUACUAUGAUGAGCAAAGUAAGAAUUUAACUGCUUGUUCAGUGUGUGGAGAAUCCCGUUAUAAGCCAAGGAAUAUGUUUGCUAUAAGGCAGAAAGAUGUUCCAAGGAAAUCUUUGUGGUACCUUCCAAUUACCCCAAGAUUGCAGCGACUAUACAUGUCUAGAAAAACAACAGAGCACAUGACAUGGCAUUUGAAAUGCCGUGAGGAUGCGGAUGAAGUUAUUCAUCCUGCGGGUAGUGAGGCAUGGAAACACUUUGAUGAAACCCACCCAACAUUUGCUGAUGAACCUAGAAAUGAUAGACUUGGCCUCUGUACAGAUGGUUUCAAUCCAUUUGGUUGCUCUGCAAUGCCUUACUCUUGUUGGCUUGUUUUUCUUGCAAUGUACAACCUUCCUCCUGAAUUGUAUGAUGGAACAGCUAUAAAACCCAAUGCUACAUAUGUUCUUACUCGAGAGCAACAAGCUCUUAUUUGUCAGUGGCUGAAAGAAUUGAGAUUCCCAGAUGGGUAUGCAUCCAACAUAGCACGAUGUGUUAACAUGCAAGAACUUCGAUUGUUUGGGAUAAAAAGUCAUGAUUGUCAUGUAUUCAUGCAGCGUCUCUUGCCAAUUGCUUUCCGUGAUUUCCUUAUAAACGAAGUUUGGGGUCCCUUAACUGAGAUGAGUAACUUUUUUAGAGCUUUAACUGCUCCAAUUGUUCAAGGCAGUAACAUGGAGAUGUGGGAGGAAAAAAUUGUUGAGACCAUUUGCAAGUUAGAGAAAUUAUUUCCGCCAGCAUUCUUUGACUCGAUGGAGCAUUUGGCUAUCCAUCUACCAUAUGAGGCAAAAGUUGGAGGAGCUGUUCAAUUUUGUUGGAUGUAUCCUUUUGAAAAAAAAGGGUGGUUUGCUGCAUGUAAGAUUAGAGCAAGAGCAAUAAUUGAUACUUCAUCGUUGAGUGACGGUGGAUAUGUUUAUUAUCAAGAUGAUGAUCCUCCUAUGCCACAAUUGGUGCAACCCUCGACUGUUCUAAAUGAUCAUGUUUCACUAGCAUCUCAAAGGGGAGAAGAAGUGGUGAUUAGUGAGGUCAUGCAAUUGCCAUAUGUGAUAGAGGAAGAAUGUGUGGGUGAGGAUGAUGAUGAAGAGGAAGAGUUUGAUGGAACGGAAACAUUAGAAGAAGAACCACCAUUGGCCGAUGACCAGUUCACUGCUGAUGAUGCAACAAUGGAGGAGGACACUGAAGAGCAUAAUUUGGAGGCUGAGUUGAAUGCUGAGUAUGCUGUGCUUGAUCCUGAGUUAGAUGCUCAAUUGGAGGAGGAGCUAUCACGUGCUGUCCCAAAGACAGGACGUGGCAUGGAUAAAGGAGAUGACGCUCCUGCAGACCCGAGUCAAAGGAAAGUGCUUAGCCUUAAUCGCCGAGACACAUUCAGCCAUGAGAGGUUUGGGAGGACUGCCACAGUAAUUUGGAAGUACUUGUAUGAUGAGCCAGUGCUUUUCUGGUCUAGUUGGCUUGAGGAAAAGAAGAGGGUUGCUUGGGAGAAUUUUUAGAGGACAUAUUAUUGGGAAGAGGAUAAUGCUCGUAUGUAUAAAAUCUGGAGAUUACA